This is a messenger RNA of Saccostrea cuccullata (small rock oyster), 573 nucleotides long. RefSeq lists its product as uncharacterized. The record is from RefSeq and is a predicted model, not a curated record. Lineage: Eukaryota; Metazoa; Mollusca; Bivalvia; Ostreida; Ostreidae. The coding region runs from base 1 to 573 and encodes 190 amino acids. The transcript has 2 exons. Gene Ontology annotation, molecular function: zinc ion binding.
AUGGCCACUCCUACUUCCUGGGCUCAGGAGGUCAUAACAUGUGAUCUUUGUCCUAAGCCUACUCAGCAGUUCUGUAACAACUGUCAAGUCAGUUUAUGUGUGGACUGUGUCAGUAAACAUGUGGACGGAUUCAGGUCUCAAACACACAACAUUGUUCAUUUCACCAACAGAAAGGUACAGCCAGUGUUUCCUGAGUGUGAGGUUCACCCAAACCAGAGAUGUGAGGCCCACUGCAAACAGUGUCAUGUCCAUUACAUGAAGAAAAUGGACAAUAUAGCAGGCAAAAUCUCCAUAUCUACAGCAAAGUUUGAUGAAAUGGAAAAAGAAGCAGAAAAACACAGAAAACUGUGGCACCAAGAAGUAGAUAACAUCUUCAACAAAGUUAGCUCCAUGAUCAAGUCCACAAAGGAAAACUUUAUCACUUCUCUAAAAUCUCACAAAUCAAAGUUUAAAAAUCUUAUUCCAGAUAUGAUGCAAACUGUUGAACAAAACAAAGACAUCUUGAAGACUAACAAAGUGUCUGAUGUCAACAACUACAAAUCUAAAUUGACGGAAUACAGACAUACCAGCUGA